AUGUCGCGGUGGCGCGCCGUCGCAUCCCGCCUCUCCGCCGCGGCGGACUCCCACCUCCUCCCCAGGGCCUUCUCCAAGGGCCCCUCGCCUCUUCCUCAGCCUCUGUCGAGGACCUUCGCCAAGGCCGCCGCCGCCGCCGCCACGUCGCACAGCCCUAGCGCCGCCCCCUUCGCCGCUGCCGCGGCGCCGAGGACCGAGGUCAGAGUGAACUCUUUGUUCCUGUCCAAGCCUUGUUCACUGGCAUUGCCUCCUGACUCCCCUCUUAGAGCCGAAGAUCCACACUAUGAGGGCAUUAAGCGCUUCAUGCUCACGCUGCUGCUCUUCUACAGUAAGCAAAGCAAGUCCAUCAGAGGAGCAAAUGCUGUUUAUCACCGCAUCACUUCUCAUGUCGACAAGCCUGAUAUUUAUGAAGUGUUUCAGUUGGAGAAAACAUUUAAAACAACCUUUUCGUUGCUUGUUCUCCAUAUGUGGCUCGUUCUACGUCGCUUGAAGGAAGAAGGGAAGGAUGGUGUUAAAUUUGGACAGUACAUCUAUGAAACUUACAACCAUGAUGUAGAGCUCAGAGUUUCUAAAGCUGGGGUUAACUUGCUAUUGACAAAAUGGAUGAAAGAGCUAGAGAAAAUAUUCUAUGGGAACAUUGUGAAAUAUGAUACUGCAAUGAGCCAAGAAGCAAGCCAGGAUGAUCUUGUAGAUAUCAUCUGGAGGAAUGUGUACGCUGACGAAGCUUCACAGCCAAUGGAUGCAGCUGCUAUUCCUGCUGUCCAGGCAUUGGCAAGAUAUACUCGAAGGGAGGCAACUUGUCUAUCAUUGACAGAUAAAGAAGCUAUGUUCACUGGCAACUUCAAAUUUUCAAAUGUGUUGCCAAACGUUUCCAGCCCAGUGAAGCAAAGGCGGUGAGUGUUGCCAUGGUAGAUCGGUAUUCCAUAUGAAGGUUGGUAUACAUGGACCAAGAAAGACUGAAAGGCCCAUCAGGAAUUCUGGAUUACAAAUAAUAGGAGUUUUUCAGUACUUAUUUAUUGCUGAUUUUUUGUGGCAUUUCAACAUAUACACCUCGCAUUAGCUAGGAACUUUCUCCAUGUUUAUCCUGUGCAAGCAAUACAUUUGAUUGUCUGCCCUCUCGGAAUGGAGCACAUGGUGGAAAUAUUUUCCUUUUUGAAUGCUUGUAGUAGUAUUCUCCUAUAUAUUUCGGUGGCUGAUUUGGGCUUGAGCCUCAUUCACAUAGGUGAUUGAACAGUAUCCGUACCAAUGAACGGUCUACAUCUCUCAUGGAUGAUUUGGAAAAACCGAUUGUAAACACAGCUUCUUGGAAUCUAUCAUCUGAAUGCUGCCAAAAUUUCAUUAUCUGUUUGAUGCCUUA
This is a messenger RNA of Lolium rigidum, 1357 nucleotides long. Its product is annotated as ubiquinol-cytochrome-c reductase complex assembly factor 1-like. The coding region runs from base 1 to 897 and encodes 298 amino acids. Lineage: Eukaryota; Viridiplantae; Streptophyta; Magnoliopsida; Poales; Poaceae. The transcript is spliced from 7 exons. Gene Ontology annotation, cellular component: mitochondrion. Gene Ontology annotation, biological process: mitochondrial respiratory chain complex III assembly. The record is from RefSeq and is a predicted model, not a curated record.